Molecule: messenger RNA, 4484 nt
Organism: Cladocopium goreaui
Lineage: Eukaryota; Dinophyceae; Suessiales; Symbiodiniaceae
Source: the annotation of a GenBank genome assembly
AUGUCUACAGGUCGUUGGAAUCAGCCUGCUUGGAGGUCAAAUCGAUCCCACUUGACACACCAAGGGUCUGUGAUCGAUGGCUUGUUGGAUGAAAAGAAGACAGAGACAAGGCAGAAGGUGGAAGUCUGGAUUCUGGACAUCUUGGGCAGUGAAGGUCCUGACCGAGUGACUCCUUCCGCAAAGGCCUCAGCCGUGCUUCAGAUCACGCGGCUCAUCAGUCGAAUUGUGGAGGACCUCUUAACCAGCGCCUGGACCCACGCUCGCAUCGACGGCUUGGUGGCUCUGCGUGAGCUGACUUUCAUGAUGGAGACGGACUGGGCCAAGUGCUGUGCCCAGAAGAUCACCAAUCCCAUCUUGGUUUGCUUCUCUGAUGAGGACUCCAAAGUCAGGUACAAGGCGUGCGAAGCCUUUAUCAAUGUGGCGAAGGUGAUCCGCUCGGGAAUCCUUGAAGACAUGGGAGCGGUCUUUCAUGGUCUUUGCAGGCUCUACACUGAUGUUGAGCAACAGAUCAAGGAAGGAGCCCAGAGCUUGGACCGGCUGGUACGCGACAUCGUGGUAGAGCAGCGCCACUUCGACUACUCUGUGCUCAUCCCGCUCAUUGCUGCCCGCAUCCACGUGAUGAACCCAUCAGUCCGACAGCUUGUGUUGGGCUGGAUUGUUCUCUUAGACUCCAUGCCGCAGGUUGACAUGAUCGCCUUUCUGCCUCACUACCUGGAGGGUCUCUUCGGAAUCCUCGCCAGUGACAACCGGGACUUCCGUUUGAAGGCUCAGGAGUGUCUGGACGGGCUGCUGGAGGAGAUCAGGAAGUCGGCCAGUGAGCGACCUGAGCGCACACAACAAGCGAUUGCCCAGGAUAAUCUGAUCAUCGUCCAGUCUCGUCAAAUGCAUUCCUUGUACAGGCUGCUGCAACGGUUGCUCGCUGCUGCCGCGCAGGGGGUGAGCAGCGCUCCGAGCUCUCACAGCUGCGAGCGAUCCGUCCGUGCAUGGGGCGGCCGGACGUUGGUCCAAUGCGACAUGUGGCAAGGACAGGAUCGCGAAGAGUCUCGGCGCUUGGUUGUGCGUCAGACCGUCGAUCAGCAGGAACUGACACCCAGCAUCAGACACUUCUCUAGCUGGAAGAUCUUUACAUCUGCGCUAAUCCUGGUGGUCAUCGUGAGCUCCAUAGGUGUGGGAAGUCACCAUCUGCGGAGAUCGAUGGCGGAACUGGCAGGACAAAGGUCUAGGGCCGCACCGGUUCGAUCGAAGAUUUCGGAUCCUGCACCACGAAUACCUCCAGGAUGUAUGGGAAAAGGCAUGACAUACCUCAUCAAGGCCAUCCUUCACAACAAUUUAGCAGGACUUGGUCCUGACCGUGGAGAGGAGGAUAUGCAGUUCCUGGUGAGCCAAGAGCGUCAUGGGGCCGACACGCAGGACAUUAAGGUGUCCGUGCGUGCCAUGAGCGCUUACACGCCUCACUCUGCAUCCUGGAAUGGGAUGCAGGGAGAUUUCGCCAGCAUCAACCAAAUGCCUGGGCAGGAUGUUAAGCUUAGAUUCCAGUUUCGGGACGUGGCCAACACGCCGUUGUGGCUGGAUUCCUUUGACCUGUUGCUGUGUGAUCUGGACGGAGGCUCCACAUCCACAGAAUUCGCUAGGGCCUUUGGAGAGCACAAGGCGUAUUGGGCACAUGGCACAAAGCUGCAGCUGAAAUCCCAUGGCGACUAUGUGGAGUACAACCUGAAGUAUCCCUACAGGGACGCCCCUGUUCAGAAGGAGGAUCUGGGUGUUGACAAUCCCGUUUAUGCUGGCGACCUUACGAAGAAACAGCAGCAGAACUGUGUGAGCCUGCACUAUGGAUCAGUGGAUCACAUCGAUCUGGUUCUGGGCUCCACCUCCUAUCCCUUCGGAUGGGGUGGUGUGCGAUCCUUCUUCUUCGCCUUCACGGGGCUUGACCACUGCGGUUCCAAGCUUCUACGGGCCAGUUCCAGCACCACGUCUGCCACUCUCACCACGUCAACCGUCACCAGGACAAGCCUGACGAGCACUUCGUUCACCACAUCUGCGACUUCUUCAACCUCAGGUUCAAGCCAAACAGUGAGCACCAAAACGAUCACCACCUACACCACAAGUACUGCCACCACGGUGACCGCGACUACAACGACGGAAGUGGCGGGUCUCCCAAUCUUCGCCAGCCCAGGUCACCCGGACACCGAGGGUUCCAGGAUUAGCAUUGUGACAUGGCGGUGCCUGGCGGCUAGGCGGCAGUGUGAUGGCCUGCCCUCAGGGGACAAAGAAAGGUUCAAUGCAUUGAAAUGGCUGCUGGAGUCAGUGAACUUGCAAGUGAAGCUGCAGGUGGAGUUGACGAUGCCAGGUGCCGAUGGAGUUUCCACCAGAUCGCUGCGGAGGCGACCCUCCGAACCAGUUGCAGAUACUGGAGGUUUACGACAGCUGAUCCCUGAGCUGCUGCCGGGUGCCCUCUACUGUUUGGAUGAUGGCGAAUUGACCAUCCAGACAGAUGCCAUCCAGGCGAACCUUCGGCUCCGCGAAGCGAUGACGAUCUUGGACAGUGAUCAGCUGCCAGUGGAGCCCAUUGCCCAUGCAGUGAUCAGUGCGAUGUUUGACGUCGGGGGCCAGGAGCGCAGCAAGGAAGUGCUCUUGAGAUGCUUCAGUUGGGCAGAGCUGCUUUUGGACAGGUGCCCCGCAAAGGUGGUGCAACCAGAGGUCCGGGAUAGGCUUCUGGGAGCAGCCUUGAAGGCCCUGCUGAGAAAGGAAGACGAGGUGGCUUCUACUGCUCUGCGCUUCGCAGCAAACUUGACAGCGAUGGGUGAACAGCUGGGAGAAGAAGGCGAAGACUUGGUGGGCAGCAUGUGCCAUCGCCUCUUCCGGCUCAUGAAGGAACAGCCCAAUCUGCUGGCGCGCAGGGGUGAACUCAUCGUGCGGAAGAUCUGCGAUGGCUUGGUACAUCAAGGGGUGGACGUGCAGCGCUUCUUUGCGACAGCUGCGAAAGCCAUCAACCAGGAGGAGGACAAAGCAUUUGCACGGCGUUUGGUGCAGGUGCUGAACCGUGGCUUGCUGACUGGGCCCGAGACCAAAGCGUUUCGUGCUUGGUUGCAGCUGGAAGUCCGACGCUGCGAACAGAAGGGUGAGCUCCGACCUGAACUUCAGAUGGUCCUGAUGGAAGCCUGGAUGGUCUGUCCGGUGAGUUCUUUAGCCUUGAGCUUCUGGUUGAACGAGUUUGAGUUUGCUGCGGGUUUAGCCACGAGGCUGGCCACGGCACCCCGAACAGACGAGAUUGAGGCACAGCUGAAAGACUUCGUAGAGCUCUUGGAAUCCCCUGCCUGGUUCUCUUUCUUUGUGCUUGGCCAGAUCCCUGUGCGACUGCUGGCUGCGGACCAUUCGCCAUCGAUGAAGCUGAAGUGCUUGCCGCGAAACCAGCCAUGGGCGUCCAAAGAUGAAGAAAACAAUCUGUGUAUCAUGAGCUGGAAUGUGCUGGCACCCACCCUGGCGGAGACCUGGCCGGGGCAGAGAGAGUUCCGGGAGGAGCGCCUGGCCGCGCUGCUGGAAGUCUUGGACCUCUAUGCCUCCUGUGAUAUCGUAUGUCUGCAAGAGCUAGAAGUAGGCAUCUCCCUGGAGCUGGUGCAGAGCUUCUUGGAAGAGAAGGGUUUUGAUGUGGCCGUACAGGACCGCGAAGGUCACCCAGUCAUCAAUGCCACCUUCUUCCGCCGGUCCCUUCUUCGUCUCAGCUGGGCCAUUUCGCGCUCGCGAAUUUUGCUCACUGGCCUGUUGCUGCCGAGUGGUCACGAGGUCUCCGUGAUGAAUGUCCACUUGGAUUCGAAGCAACAAGAUCAGAGGGCCGCACAACUGACAAAGUCUCUGCAAAAGAUGAGCAUGGCGAGAUCGACAUACCAGGUGGUUUGCGGUGACUUCAAUACCAAUCUGGCGCUGGAUACUCACCUCAGUGAUCUUCUGGCUGAACAUAGGCUGUUUCGCACACCAACCAAAGGCUUCACUCACAGCUUGGGGUCAGCCUUGGACCACCUUUGCAGCACCCAGCAUUUGGCGCCUCGACGAGUGCUGCAGCCUGCGUCCCAACGCCACCUGCAAGGCCUACCCAACAAGGAGUGUCCGUCGGACCAUCUGCCAGUGGCCGCGACCUUUGAGCUUCUCCUUCCUCAAUGGCAAUGCCCUGCUCUUCCGGUGGCAAGGCUGCCGCCCCAGCUGCUGAUGGAAUGGUCCGAGCUGUUAGCGUUGGGUCUGCGGAGCAAUAGCAGCAAGAAAGCCCGGAAGGAGCAGAAACAACUGGAGGAGAGCUUCCUAUCGUCCACCUCCCCGGACCUCUCCUUGGAGCUGACCCGUUGGCGCGACGCGCGCCGCGAGGCGGCCCAGGCCAUCUGUCGCCGCGCCGUGGAGCAGGCGCUGGUGCUGUUGAGGGCGAUGCCCACGCUGAAACGAUGGGAUCCCGGCUGAAAAAUGGGGGUAGAACUUCAGAUUCACAAUACAUAUGUGGG